AUGCAUGGCGGACCUUAUUCAGCGGAUUUAAAUGCUUUUCGUACUGACUGGUUUUACAUUGCUGGAAUGAUGGCCACUGAAUGUUGGCUUGUAUUUCAACCUAACUAUCGAGGUUCAACAGGUAUAGCAGAUCAUUUGUGUCAUUAUGCGAUUGAUGAGGUUUAUUUUGUUUUGUAUACAGGUUAUGCUGAUGAGUUUCUCCAUGGGAUAUUAGACGUAUUAAUCUCCCGACCAGGAAAGGAUGCUCUGUUCGGUGUCGAUGCAUUAGUACAAGAUGGUAUUGCAGAUCCAGAGAGACUAGCCGUCGGUGGCUACAGCUAUGGUGGGCAUUUGACAAAUUGGUUGAUCGCUCAGACCACUCGUUUCAAUGCUGCUCUGACUGGUGCUGGUGCUGUUGAGCAUGUGAAUUCUUGGGGAUUAACUGAUUUGCCUUUGUAUAGGACUUACAAGUUAGGUGGGUUUCCAUGGCAAGUAUCCAAUCGUUAUCAACAGGAAUCUGCGAUAUUUCAAUUGGACAAAGUUCGAACACCAACGCAUAUAGUUGUGGGUGAAAAUGAUUAUCGAGUUCCAACUUCACAGGCUUAUUUAUUAAAGCAAUCACUUCAUGUUCUAGACAAUGAACAACAAGAAGAACUAAAACGAUGA
Messenger RNA from Rotaria socialis, 645 nucleotides. Lineage: Eukaryota; Metazoa; Rotifera; Eurotatoria; Philodinida; Philodinidae. The record is from the annotation of a GenBank genome assembly.